Molecule: messenger RNA, 2727 nt
Organism: Poecilia reticulata (guppy)
Lineage: Eukaryota; Metazoa; Chordata; Actinopteri; Cyprinodontiformes; Poeciliidae
Source: RefSeq, a predicted model, not a curated record
AAGUUCGUCGAGCGUGCUUUCACUUUCGGUWGAUACUUAGGUUUGGGUUAGAGGUGCUGUGAAGUCCGCCACAUGUCAUCCGUUUUAUUUUAGUUUGGCUGAAAGUCUUGUAUUGUGAAAACUGGAAUUUUGCAUUAUCAGCCAGCUUUUAUUGCUGCUAUUUUCCCCAGGCGUGUACAGAUGGACGACGAGUGGCUAGACCCUUAUGACAUGCUCAACUAUGAUGCAGUUACCAAAACAAUGCGAAAGACGAUAAAGACUGAGCCACACUGGAGAUCCACUAGUCAACGUGUGGAGGAUCUGCAGAGGCAGAUCGGGAUGCUUGUUUUGAUUCUGUUAGCCAUCAUCUGCAACCAGAAGAAGUUUUCUGGUCCUCUAAUCUUCUGGCCCUUGAAAUUCAYCAGGGUGCUGAUUUUUUACUUCCUUGUCAGUAUUCUUUGGAGUUGGUUCUGUCUGUACCAGGUUGCCUUCAAUGAGCAUCAAAACAUCAUCAGAGAAACUGUAAACCUCAAUAAAGAAUGUAAAGGAAUAGAAGAAAUGCAUUGGACCGAUGGUUUGAAAGGUAGGAAAACAAUGCAAUGCAAACUAAUUAAUUGGUUCUCUGUACACAUGGACAAAAUGCUGCUUUUGCUGCUGCUGUGCUACCUGUCACUGUCUGCUCGGGGUCAGGAGGCRGACGACGACUGGCUGGAUCCUUACGACAUGCUCAACUACGAUUCUAGCACCAAAACGAUGAAGAAACUUCCCGAGCCAACAACCUUUACCAAUGUGGUCACCAAAAGAAGAGAGUACGUCCAGGACCAGAACCAGGCUGAGCUGACAACCUUUACCCUGCAGAUCCCAGUCCUCAUCACUAUUGUGCUCUCUAUUUUGGUGGUCAUGUAUGGAAGUGUGCAUGCAGCCUUUCAGCAUGGCAUCAUGGCGCCUUUUCGCCGCCCUCGAAGGGAUCCACCUCCUGCAGAGCUGGAGCAUAACCAGCGACMUCCUCCCAGGAUUGAGAACCGUGACUACCUGGCUGGAGGAGACGCACCUGCUCACGCACCUCCACUUGCAAUUGCUCAACAGCACAUCCCACGGCARCAAAGCGAUAAUGCGAGGUUGGACAGGAGCAACAUUCACCGCAGACGACCCAACAGGGUCAAGGAGGAAAGAGCACCAAUCGGUGUGGAGACUCUAAAAGCUGCAGACCCUCGGUUCAGCGAGGAUGAACUAGAUGGUGAGCAGCAAGAGGAAAGGCUUGAAGUGGAGAACGCUUCUGCUAACUCGGGGUCUGAAGACCAGCAGGAGGCCCCGGAGGAGGUAGAAAAAGAAAAUGCUGCUGCUAAAAAAGACCAACCAAAAAACCAACAAACUGAAUCAAAUUCAUCACAAGCAAAGAAGAAACCGAUACAAACAAAGCAGACAGGUCCUAAAGAUGAACUCAGAAAAGACGYUACAGUAAAGCCACCCCAGCCAGCAGACAUACAGCCUUCACAGACUGAUGUUCAGGAUCCAGGAGCCUCAGGAGAAGAACAGACCCACUCGAUAUCACAGACGGGAAUAGAGACGAUUGGAGUUCCUGUUCAGGAGACGAGUCCAGCGGCAGCAGAAUAAAUACUGCUGAUCAAAACAGCCAGUUUCAUACCAUCAGUGACUGGUGCUGUUUGGUCUUGGAGCAAAUGGCUUAUAAAUGUUGGACUGUGGAUAUUUAUUCAACGGUAUARUUCAUUUUCUGCUUUGUGCUCACAUUUGUUGAAUGGCUGCUUGUUUAUUUGUACGGUUUUACUUUGUCUUUUAAGAUAAAAAGAGCAAAGCACUGAGUUACACAGCAGCCUUUCUUCAAGAGCAUCAAGAUGAUGGGAAUUUCAAAGCUGUGCUGUUGUUUUACAUGAGGAUAAUAAUGAUGCUACUAAAGUUUAAUUAAGAGUAAUAUCAGAUUUGAAUUUUUAAUUGAACUUCCUAAUAAAUGUUUUUUUUAAAUGGAUGAACCCCCCAGUCUUUAUGCAAAUAAAGUUCAUAUUUUUUGGAUGUAUAUUGUAUUUGAAGGCUCAAAUGGUGAUAUUCUACUGAGCUGCUUUUACUGAUUAAAAGCAUCAAGCUGAAUAUUUUGAAAGAAUAAAAACUAGGUGGAGGGAAAUGAAAGGUGAGUUUUAUUUUUUUGUUUUUAAUAAUCAGCACAAGGAAAUGCUUAAAACCUAAUUGGUGGAAAAUGGAUGAAAAUGUUAUUGAAUCUGAAGUUUUGGCUGUAUUAAAACAAACGGAUGUAAAUUAUUUUUCACUUUCAUAGUUGAUCAGAAUUUCACAUUGUUUUUCCAUUUUGGAUGUAACCUUUGGUAAAUGUUUAUGAAAACACAUGGCUAUAUUUUUAAUAAACCAGGGACCUUUUGAAGGGGGUUUGAUGUCCUGAUACCGGCUAUAAGUUAAUCUUCAAGUUGCACUUUCAUACUGUGACAGUAAUCCAAUGUUGAAAAGAGGAAUUCAUCAACAGCAUGUUCUACGCAGGAGUUAAAACAAAUAGUUGCACCGUGGGUCCAAUUUUAGAAAUGCAGGCUCUGAACAAGCAAGAAAUACAAGUUUAUCUUACUGUCAUUCACCCUGCUGGUAUGUGUCAUUAGCAAAACAUUAUUAGGUUUACAUCCUUUCACUACAAAUAUUUUAGGUUUCUAUUUCCUGAGAAAGGUUCUAAAUUUUGUUUCCUUUCUCUUUCUGAACCCUAUUUGUGUCAGUGAAAUAAAAACCAUGACUUGA